GAAACCACACAGAAGAAGUCCUUCUGAAACUGUUGUCGAGCAUCUGAAGGACAUCGUUUUAACACAUUUAUUAUAAUUUAGUCAAAUUAAAUCAUGUCUUCAACAAAAGAGAUUUUACAGAUGGAUCUUUACGCGUUGUUGGGUGUUGAAUCGAAAGCCACAGAGAAACAGAUCAAGAAAGCGUACAGACAGAGAGCGUUGUCAUGCCACCCUGAUAAAAACCCAGACAAUCCCAAAGCUGCUGAGCUCUUCCACCAGCUGUCUCAAGCUCUUGAAGUGUUGACUGAUGCAGCUGCCAAGGCUGCUUACGACAAGGUCCGUGCGGCUAAAAAGCAAGCUGAGGAGAGAAACCGAAAACUCGACGACAAGAGGAAGAAGAUUAAACUUGAUUUGGAGGCGCGUGAGAAAUGGGCAGAGACUCAGAAAUCCGAGGAUGUUAAAAUCACCCGCACGUUAGAAGAAGAGAUCGCUCGUCUCAGGGAGGAGGGUUCGAGAGAGCUUCAGGAGCAACAGAGACUCAUACAAGAACAGAUCGAGAGAGAGAAAGAGGGGAGACUAAACUCAUUUGAUGAACACACAGGAGCUCAGGGCAAUGGUGAUGUCACUCCUAAAUUGAAGCUGAAGUGGAAGUGUAAAAAAGACGACGCCAGUAAUGCGGGUUAUUCUCACGAAUGUCUUCAAAACCUCUUUCAAAAGUACGGGGACGUUUUGAACAUUUUGAUAUCCAGUAAGAAGAGAGGCAGUGCUGUGGUGGAGUUUGUGUCAGCAAAAGCAGCUGAUCUGGCAUUUAAAAACGAGAGAGGUCUGACGGGAAACCCUUUGAAAAUCACAUGGCUAGAAGGUCAACCUGUCCAAGCGUCACACGUUCAGACCGCCACAAGCAUUUUCACCCCUUCACAGAGUUCCCUACGCAGUGAGCGAGAUUACGAGAGUGUAGUGCUGAUGCGACUGAGACAGGCCGAAGAGAGGAAGAAACUGAUAGAGCAGAUGAAGAGAGAGGAAGAAGAGGAGACAGCGUGACAUCACACGACACACACACUGACUUUAGUUUCAUAAAGCCAGUCUUUACCAUAAUUUUGCUUCUUACCUUUGAUUUUACUGUAAUAAACACUCACAGAUCAAUAAAGAAUUUUUGGGAGAAACAUUUGUACACAUCUAAAUGAUUCAUAAUACCAACUUUCAUUUGCAAUUAGCACUUAUCAUGCAAUGAGUGGAGAUUUAUAAAUGUGAUAAAAGUCCACGUGGGUUGGUGGUUUUGAUUAUGUGGCUCAUUCUAUAAUUUAGGGUACAUUCAAUGUCCAUUGAUGAUCAUUAUAUACUUUCUAACCAUUUUCUUCAGAAAUAUCCCAUGUUAUCCAUUAAGGGAAAGCAUGUUAUAAUAUCACACAAAUGUUUUGUGCACCCCACGUUUCAUUUUGCUUGAAAUUGCCAUGUUGUUUCUUAAUUGCCAGUUUUUGCAUUGUCCGUUUUUGGAAGUGAGUGGGUCUUAAGUUAAAAAAUAAUGAAUAAAAAUGUGUUAAAGUCAA
Myxocyprinus asiaticus (Chinese sucker) is the source of this 1526-nucleotide messenger RNA. It is a transcript of the gene dnajc17, whose product is annotated as DnaJ (Hsp40) homolog, subfamily C, member 17. NCBI's taxonomy places the organism in Eukaryota, Metazoa, Chordata, Actinopteri, Cypriniformes, Catostomidae. The transcript has 11 exons. Bases 94 to 1020 code for a protein of 308 amino acids. Gene Ontology annotation, biological process: spliceosomal complex disassembly. Gene Ontology annotation, cellular component: spliceosomal complex. Gene Ontology annotation, molecular function: RNA binding. The record is from RefSeq and is a predicted model, not a curated record.